Messenger RNA from Prunus mume (Japanese apricot), 789 nucleotides. RefSeq lists its product as uncharacterized. The record is from RefSeq and is a predicted model, not a curated record. NCBI's taxonomy places the organism in Eukaryota, Viridiplantae, Streptophyta, Magnoliopsida, Rosales, Rosaceae.
GUAACUUUCUUGUCUCCGUCUUCUCCUUCCCCUUUCUGUCUUCCCCUUUGCUGCUCCAAAUUCCAAUUAAAACCCCAAAACCAAACUUCACCAACACAAAAGUUCUUAGCUUUACAUCACAAAUGGCAUUAAAAGAAGCAGCUUCACUCACUUCACUGAAACAACAAGAAGAAGAAGAAGAAGAAGAAGAAAGAGAGAGGUUCAUAGUUUUGAGCAGCACUUGCAAAGUGGUGGAGUAUUUGCAGCCAGUGAUGUCAAAAGAGCUUCUCUGCAAGUUUCCAGACAACUCUGCUUUCGAUUUUGACUACACUCAGAGUUCAAUAUGGUCCCCUUUGGUCCCUCGGGCUCAUGCUCCCAUGGAUUUGGACUUGGAUUUCGAUUUCAUGACGCCAAGGAAGCUCAAUUUCGAGAUGGGGUUGGAGUUGGAAAGUCAAAGCAGUAUCAAGAAAGUCAGUUCUAGUAUUAAGAAGAAGAUCUCCACCGCUGGAUUUAAUAUUAGCAGGAGUGCUUUGAAGAACAAGAUGAUGAAGAAGAAGAAGAAGAAAAGCAAGAUGGCAUUGACUUCUGAUUUCUCUCCAACUCCUGUUAAGGUUCAUUGUAACCCCUUAGCCUCAAAGGUAUGGAAUAAGGUGCUAAAAGCUGCCUCUAAACAUUUCAAGAAAAAGAAGAGAGAUCCCAUGGACCAUGUGAGGCUCUCCAAUUAUCUGAGAGAUGGAAAUAUUUGAAGGCUUCCCCCAUUUGUAAUUCUUUAUUGUUUCAUUAAUUUAUUUAUUCAUUUCAUUGUCUUUU